Messenger RNA from Closterium sp. Naga37s-1, 519 nucleotides. The record is from the annotation of a GenBank genome assembly. NCBI's taxonomy places the organism in Eukaryota, Viridiplantae, Streptophyta, Zygnematophyceae, Desmidiales, Closteriaceae.
AUGGAAGGAGUACAGCAAAGGCGAUUCACGCUAUGCCAGCCGAAACGCAAUGUCAUUUGCUCCGCUCUCGCACCACCCCUUGCAGGGAAGGAGUACAGCAAGGCUGAUUCGCGCUAUGCCACACGAGACGGCUGUGUGCUCUCUGUUGAGGCAGUCACUGCGUUCAUUGAAGGGCCUGCUUGCUUCCUCAUCCUAUAUGGUAUGGCGUCGCGGCGCCCCUUCUCCCCGCUCCUCCAGUUCGCCGUCUCCCUCGGCCAGCUGUACGGCGACGUCAUCUACUUUGCGACAAGCUUCCUGGAAGAUUCCAAGCACUGCCAUCCGGACCCGAUCUACUUCUGGGGGUACUUUAUAGCGAUGAACGCCGUGUGGAUUGUGGUCCCCUUUGCCAUCCUCUGCCGCUGCUGGGGGCAGAUCACGGCAGCCAUGGCAGCUGCGUAUGCAGCUGGGGGGAGUGGUGUCGGUGGUGGUAGUGGGGGGAUGAAUGGGGCAGUGAAGAGCAGACGGGCAAAGAGGGAAUGA